Parnassius apollo (apollo) is the source of this 969-nucleotide messenger RNA. NCBI's taxonomy places the organism in Eukaryota, Metazoa, Arthropoda, Insecta, Lepidoptera, Papilionidae. The record is from the annotation of a GenBank genome assembly.
AUGAAAAUUGAAAAUCAAGUAGCGGACAGAAAUUUACAUUUGUCGCAAAAUGUAGGAAAACUUCUAAAUGUAACACCUGAUGAUAAGGACGCUGUAUUGAGACAUUAUAAAAUAUCAUCAAAAGGGCUGCAAGAAAUUGUGAAUUCAAUACAAGAAUGGUAUGGAAAACAACUUCAUCUACCUCGAGGGCAAUUAGAUGACAAAAUAAUAGUUCAACAUUUGAUUUUAAAAGGAUUUAACAUGGAGGAGGUGAAGGAUAAAAUUGAUAACUUUUUCUCAGCUAAACAUAAAAUGCCUGAAAUUUUGCUAAACAGAGACCCUUUUUCACCGGACAUUGAUAGAUAUUUAAAAUUUGCGUUUUGUGUAAUAUUACCGAAGAAGACACCUAUGAAUCACCGAGUGUCUAUUUUUAGAUUGCAGAGGCCGUUCGACUUUAUUGCUGUUGACGUAAUGAAAAUGGCUUUCAUGUUGUUGGAAUACCGAAUGCGUAAUGAUAUAUCAUUGGGGGAGCAAUGGAUCUUUGACCUAACAAAUGUUUGCUUUCAAAACUCCGUUCAAAUGACUCCAGUGUUAAUGACAAAGUUUAUAUAUUACGUGAGGUUUUACUUUGGAUCCAAAAUUAAAGGCAUACAUCUUGUAAAUAUGCCAUCUUUCGUAGCACCGUUAUUAAAUAUUGCGAAGAAGGUCAUGAAACCUAAAGUUGCAAAAAGAAUAUACGUAUAUAACAGCUUCAAUCAAAUAUAUCAGAUAUUGCCAAGAAAUAUUUUGCCCAAAGAGUACGGGGGGGAUGAGCUCAGCUGCCAAGAAAUAGCAGACGAAUGGAGAAAAGCGAUACAAACUGAUGCAUGGAGAACAUAUUUUGCUGAACAAGACAAACUACUAAGUGAUGAAUCUAAAAGAACUAGUUCUUUAAGCUCUGAUGACUUUUUUGGAUGUGAAGGAUCGUUCAAAAAACUGGAAGUUGAUUAA